This is a messenger RNA of Malaya genurostris, 2854 nucleotides long. RefSeq names its product adenylate kinase isoenzyme 5. The record is from RefSeq and is a predicted model, not a curated record. Gene Ontology annotation, biological process: UDP biosynthetic process; CDP biosynthetic process. The transcript has 9 exons. NCBI's taxonomy places the organism in Eukaryota, Metazoa, Arthropoda, Insecta, Diptera, Culicidae. Gene Ontology annotation, molecular function: UMP kinase activity; ATP binding; AMP kinase activity. Gene Ontology annotation, cellular component: cytoplasm; nucleus. Bases 378 to 2234 code for a protein of 618 amino acids.
AUUUCAAUCCGAUAACAUGUUUCGAGCGGGAGUGAAGUUUUUGAUAACCCGUGAAAUUCGAAUUAUUUCAUCCUGAUAUAGUAGUUAUAAAAUCAUCGCUGUCUCUUCGGUAUCAAACAAAUUCGGAACGUUAGUAGCUGAAUAGUGAAUGUUUGAAUGUUUAAAAUUCUCCGCUGAUUCUGAUAAACGUUCAGUGACACACGUCGCCGAGAAUCGAGAUUCGUAGAUACUAAUGAUGAUGACGAUGAUAUGUCUGGAACUCAUUAUAUUCUGAGUGAUUCAACAGAAGCUUUAACAAAGGUGCGAUUAUAGUACUGUGUAGUGAAUUUUAUGUGUGAUUCAAAAAGUUACUAAAUCUAGAACAACACGAAUGGAUAAUGGGCAUUUGUUUGGAUACAGACAAAAGCAACACCGUCCAGGAAGUGGAAGAGUCGGAUUGGAAAGGUGGCGGAAGGGCCGGCGGCUCCCGGUUAGCCAUUGUCAGUUCCCCUUCGCUCAGUGGUGCCGGGAGCAAACCGGCCAACGGUGGCAUGAUGCAAAACACCGGCAAAGUCAAGUUCGAUCCACCGAAGGUACCUGUUAUCUUCGUCCUCGGUGGUCCCGGUAGUGGUAAGGUGACCCACUGCGAUACAUUGAUGCAGGAGCGCCGUGGUGUCACCCACAUCAACAUGAUGGACCUCCUGCAGCAGUACGCUAUUGGAAAUGCAGAUAUGCAGGACUUUUCCCAGCUAUCGUCUCGAACCGUAACGGAAGUACUAAUGCUCGAAAUGAAAAUGUCACCAGCUGCCAAAACCUACCUUGUAUCCGGAUAUCCGCGUUCCAUGAGAGAUGUCGUGGAGUAUUCCGAAAAGAUUCAAGUAAUCAACGGUGUGAUACUGAUAUCAUGGCGUCAAACCAUUCUUCAGCGUCAAAUCGAUUAUGGUGCCAAGUUGGGCCAUGUGGUACUGUCACUGGCCAAGAUGGAACUUGAAAACUUUUUCAAGAAUGUGAUGCCCGUUGCCGAUUAUUUCGAUCAAAGUGAUAUGCUCAUAGCUAUUAAUGGGGAACGUGCGCCCACGGAGGUGUAUAAAGACUUCCGGGCAGCUGUACUCGAUAUUCUUGGUGCACAGGAAAACCAGGAAGCGCUAUUGAAUGGAGUUGCAGGUAUGGGUAGGGGCGUAGAUGACAUUCCCGGCAGUAUAGUUAGCGUAGAAACGGCACCUAGUCAAAAUAAAGUCAUUGCAGCUCCGGCGCAUCAAGUAGAAAUCAAUAGCCGCGUCCGGUCACCAACACCGCCGCCACGACUUGCGACAGGUCCUGCUGCACUGCUGCGACAGCAGUCACGUGCUAGUCUAGGAAUGCAACCUCAAUCUCGUCAGGACGAUUAUGGGAAGCUGAAUAUACCUUCGAAAGUAGACGGAAUACCUCCGAUCAUUUGGGUGAUUGGUGGACCUGGUAGUAAUAAGGCCACACUUUGUUUGAAGGCCGUUGGAACAAACCCAGGAUGGGGCCACUUCAGUGUUGGACGACUACUACGAGCUAUCGCUGAAUCUGACCCACGCGUAGGAACAGACAACUAUGCCGUGAAAGAAGCAAUUGCAGCUGGUGAAAUGGUUCCUAAGAAUUCAUUAGAAAAACUCCUUCAAGUGCAACUGUCUCAGUUAAGCGAUAAACGAGGAGUUAUCAUAGAUGGAUAUCCUAGAGAUAUGGGACAAGUAGCAGAUUUCGAGAAGAAGUACAAUCAAAAGCCGCCAAUUAUUUUACUGGACUGUUCGAAGCUUCAACUUGGUCGGGGCAGGCUUGAUGAUACCGUAUCGUCUUUCCGAAGGCGACUUGAACUGUUUCGUGAGUUAACGCUGCCAAUGUUGAAAGAAAUGGACACCGCUGGACGGUUGACCAUUGUCGACGGAGACACGGAUAGCCCGACGGUACAGCGAGAAUUCGAACGGAUCGUUCGAGAUAACAUACAAAAUGUGCUGAAAACCCAUAGUACAGGAGAAUCUGUCGCACCGGUUGAAAUUGGCAGUUUUAGGAAUGCUAUAAAACGAAGCCGAAAGUCAGAUGAUGCGAUCGUGCAUGAUUUGGACGCUGAGGUACCGGGGGUGGUGCCAACCAUAAGUCAUCAUGUGAGCCUGGCGAAUGGACAGCUGGGUGGAGGCGUCCCAGUGGGCGCCAAAAAUGGGUAUAUUCCAAAUGGAAGAGCAAACUUUCGGAACAUGCUACAGGAAGCAAAUGAUUUUGAUACACACAUUUGAAUUUUAGACAAUAUGUUUCUAUGCAACAAGUACAAAAGCGUAAGUUUGUUUACUCCGCGUCCCGGAUUAACGAUGUAAGAAGAAACACUUUUUAUUUUUCACACAGACCCAAAUUUAAGUGAAAGUUUUUCAAUUUAAGUCGAAUACUUUUAUACUGGCGGUGUGCCAAAAAUUGAAGAAGAUUUCAGUUAAUCCGAUAUUGUUAAAUUAAGUACAAAUAUGAUAUAAUUAAUGUUGUUAUGCAAUUCGCAAUAAAAACAACUCUUCUUAUGAAUGACUAUAUACAUAAACAUAAUCUGUAGAAAUUGGGGCUACAAAGCUACCGAAGAAAUGAAAGAAUUAUGUUCAUCUGCGAUUACGGUUUGCACUCGGACAAAAAACUUACAGUGAUGUAUACGCAGUAUAUGAAAUAGAUUACCUUUCACGUCCUAAGAUAUUUACCACAGAGUUUGUUAUCAUGAAGCAUUGCAAAUUUUUCUUCAUGUGAGGCAAAUUCCGUUUGCAGAAGGAUUGUGUUUAGAUUAAAAAAUAUUGAUUCAGAAAAAAAUGUUAGAUGUAGGACACAAUAAGCUAAGUUGUUAGUUAUAAUGUAUGAAUAAAGCUUUAAUAAUAUAAUUGUA